UGAAAUUUGCUGUUCACACAUUGUUAGUUCAUUUUGAUUCAGAAUCUUAUUCGGAUGGAAAUAUUAAAAAUUGUUCUUAUUUUUACGUUCUUCAUACAAUUAUCGUUGUCAAGUCAAAAAAAUGCAUUCGAAUUGGCGGAUAUGUGUAUUAAAGAAUUAAAUAUCACAAAUGACACCAUAAAACUUUUAAGUAGCACAAAUGUUAGAGAUCCAACAAUGGAAUAUAAAUGUUUUCAUAAAUGUUUUUUUGAAAAAGCUGAUUUUGUCAAGAACAGUGCUAUACAAGAAGCAAAUAUUAUUAAAAUGUUAACAGAAGAAUUCACUUUCACUAAAGAAAAUGUUGAAAAAGCUUUAAGAGCUUGCCGUGAUGUUGAUAUAAUUUCAAAUGAUUGUGAUUCGAUAUUUGAUUAUUUAUUAUGCAUGAAAGAAAAUUUGCCGAAACGUGGUAUACAAGCGAUAGAAAGCACAGUUUAAAAUAUUUAUAGAAGCGUUUUACAAAAAUUUUUUGAUUUCAAUUCCAUGAAAUGAUAAUCCGAAUUAAAAUGAUAAUACAAAACAACAUAAAGCAAUUGUAAAUCUUUCUUUAACCACUUCUAAGGAUGGCAUCACAGAACAUUGCCUUUUCGAUAAGAGAGUCAGUACAAAAUUUCCAAAUCUUCUACAGUUACAUUAAACGAUUAAUUUAAUUACAAAAUAAAAGAUAGAAUUUAUAAUUUUGUGUUAAAAUAGCUUAUAAUAAAAUAUGAAGAAAAUUUAAAUAUUCCUUGAGAAAGAGAAAGUAAAACAUGAAAUUUUUUUAUCGUAAACCAAUACUGUGCUACAAAUUAUCCGCAAAGAAGAAGUUCUAAAAUUUAUGAAUUAUAAUAUAAAUAUUAUGAAUUUGACCACUCUUGAUUUUUUUGGGAUCGUCGAAAUAUUGUAAAUAAUAGACGAUUGUGGUCAGUUAGAUUCUUCAAAUAAGCAAAUUCUUUGCAAAGAAGCAAAUUCUUCGUAAGCAGUUUUAAAAAAUUAUUACCGAUUUGGC
Messenger RNA from Condylostylus longicornis, 1024 nucleotides. Its product is annotated as general odorant-binding protein 56h-like. The transcript is spliced from 2 exons. The coding region runs from base 55 to 474 and encodes 139 amino acids. Lineage: Eukaryota; Metazoa; Arthropoda; Insecta; Diptera; Dolichopodidae. Gene Ontology annotation, molecular function: odorant binding. The record is from RefSeq and is a predicted model, not a curated record.